AACCCACCCCGCUGUGCUCUAGAUAGGUUUUAGAAGCUCUACGAUACCCAUAUCGCCUCAGAGACAGCCGCCGCUCUUUGUUGUUUGAAUCUCUUUUCGUUGCUUUCGGGUCUUCUACUACUACGACUACGACUUCUUCCCUAACUCGCGCGCAGCCAUGCCUUUCAACACGGCGCUCACGCGCAAGCUGGGCAUUACAGUGCCCGUCGUGCAAGGCGGCAUGCAAUGGGUGGGCUACGCCGAGCUGGCCAGCGCCGUCAGCAACGCCGGCGGACUGGGAAUCCUCACCGCGCUCACGCAACCCACACCCGAAGCCCUGCGCCAAGAGAUCCGGCGCUGCCGCACCAUGACAUCGCGGCCGUUCGGCGUCAACGUGACGCUGCUGCCAGCGCUCGUGCCGCCAGACUACGGCGCGUAUGCGCGGGUCAUCAUCGAAGAAGGGGUCAAGAUCGUCGAGACAGCAGGCAACAGUCCCGGGCCAGUGAUUGCGCAGCUCAAAGCCGCAAACAUCACCAUCCUGCACAAGUGCACGACGGUGCGGCACGCGCUCAGCGCCGUCAAGCUCGGCGUCGACUUCCUCUCCAUCGACGGCUUCGAGUGCGCCGGCCACGUCGGCGAGUCCGACAUCACAAACUUCAUCCUGCUGUCGCGCGCGCGCCAGUCCCUCGCCGGCGUGCCGUUUAUCGCCAGCGGCGGCUUUGCCGACGGUCAGGGCUUGGCUGCUGCGCUGAGUCUGGGCGCUUGUGGCAUUAAUAUGGGCACUAGGUUUAUGUGCACGGUCGAGGCGCCCAUCCAUCGCAAGAUCAAGGAGACGAUUGUCGCGGCCCAGGAAACGGAUACCGAACUUGUGCUGCGUCGCUGGAAGAAUACCAGUAGGCUGUUUAGCAAUAAAGUCGCGCGUGAAGCCGUCAAGAUCGAGAAGGAGAGCAAGGAGGGCAAGUUCGAGGAGGUGGCGCCCUACGUCAGCGGCAAGCGCGGGCGCGAGGUUUUCCUGAACGGCGACAAGGACUACGGCGUCUGGACAGCUGGCCAAGUAAUCGGCCUCAUCCACGACAUCCCCACCUGCGAAGCGCUGCUCCGCCGCAUCGAGCUCGAAGCCGCCGCCACGAUGAAGGCGACCGCCGCGCUGCUGGUCGACGAGGUCCCGCGGGACGAGGAGCGCCAGGUCCAGCAUGGCGGGAAGGAGGGCAGGGAGGUGAAGAGCGAACGGAAUCCUGGGGCUGAGUUGUGGGGCGUGGAGGGGAGGGGACGGAGUAAGCUUUAGAUGGGGGGUUGGGGAGAGCGUGGGGGUUAGAGGUUGAGGUUUGAUAUCUGUGGGGCGUGUGGGUUUGGGCGCUUUGUGAAGCUAUGCGGAAGUAUAUAGAGAGU
Messenger RNA from Aplosporella prunicola CBS 121167, 1368 nucleotides. RefSeq lists its product as uncharacterized. The record is from RefSeq and is a predicted model, not a curated record. Lineage: Eukaryota; Fungi; Ascomycota; Dothideomycetes; Botryosphaeriales; Aplosporellaceae. Gene Ontology annotation, molecular function: nitronate monooxygenase activity. The transcript is spliced from 4 exons. The coding region runs from base 158 to 1264 and encodes 368 amino acids.